Jaminaea rosea is the source of this 1842-nucleotide messenger RNA. RefSeq names its product S-adenosyl-L-methionine-dependent methyltransferase. NCBI's taxonomy places the organism in Eukaryota, Fungi, Basidiomycota, Exobasidiomycetes, Microstromatales. The record is from RefSeq and is a predicted model, not a curated record. Bases 1 to 1842 code for a protein of 613 amino acids. The transcript has 3 exons.
AUGGCAGCCGCAACCACGUCUACCUCGUCGUCGCCGCAAUCCUCUCUUCUCUCCAGCGCCGCCUCGCUUGGCUGGUCUCCGCUCGUCUCACUCUCUCGCUCGUCAGUCUGCUCCCUCUUUUCGCGCCUGCAAGUGGGACUCCUCACAAUCAAGGACGUCGAUGGCUCCACAAAGUAUUUUGGAGAUGACUCGCUCGUCAGCGCCGCCGCCUCAGACAGCGAUGAUGGUGCUUCGUCCAGUGCAGCCUCGCUCAAGCAGAGCGAUGAGCCUACGCAGGCUACGCUGGUGGUGAACCGCGACACCUUCUGGCCGCGCAUGUUCUUUGGUGCUGAUUUGGGCUUCUCGGAGGCGUACAUGGCCAAUGACGUUGACACUCCGGACUUGGGGGCCUGCUUUGAUCUCUUCAUUCGCAAUCGCACUGCCCUCGCAGAGCUCGACCUCGGCCCCGCCUCUCGCCUCACCGGCUGGGUACAAGGUCAGCUCAAUAAGCGCUAUGCCAAUACGCGCGGCGGCAGCUUGAAGAAUAUUGGCGCUCACUACGACAUCUCCAACGCCAUGUAUCAACGCUUCCUCUCCCGCGACAUGACCUACAGCUGCGGUAUCUACUCGACGCUGGACGCAGACAUUGCUCCUCCCAUUCCCUACCAGGCUGCUACAUCCCUGCGCGACCACUCUGGCUCCAAGGCAGGCAAGGUCCCAUCUCCCACGCGCGACUCCGGCAUCGGCUCUCCACAAUCGGACCUCUCCUCGCCGUCGAGCUCGGAUGAGCUGGAAGAAGCGCAGUUGCGCAAGCUUCGCCUCCACAUCAGUCGCUGCCGUAUCUCUCGCGGGGACCGGGUGCUGGAAAUUGGCACAGGGUGGGGAUCCCUCGCCAUGGAAGCAUGUCGCCAAGUACCCGGCAUCACCGUCGACUCUCUGACCUUGUCCAAGGAGCAGAAGCAGCUCGCCGAGGAGCGAAUCCGUGAAGCCGGGCUUGAGAGUCAGAUCACGGUCCAUCUCCUCGACUACCGCGACAUGCCCGCCGAGUGGGAGGGAAGCUUCGACCGCGUCGUCUCAAUCGAGAUGCUCGAAGCAGUAGGCAUCGAGUUCCUCUCCACCUACUUCAGCGCCAUUCAUCGCGUACUCCGCCCGGAUGUGGGCACGGCCGUGUUCCAGUGCAUCACGAUGCCUGAAGCCCGCUUCGAGGCUUAUGUGCGGGGCGUCGACUUUAUCAAGAAGUACAUCUUCCCAGGCGGUGUACUGCCCUCGGUCCGCUCGUUGGUGGACGCAAUGGCUGACGGAUCGCAGGGGACAAUGGUGCUACAGGCGGUCGACUCGAUUGGCCCGCAUUACGCGCGCACGCUGAGGGAGUGGAGGGCGAGGUUCGAGGCAGCCUUUUACGGGGAUGACGGGAUCCGAGGGGCGUUGCUGCGCGACCAUGCGGCUAUCCAGGCACUACCCAAAGCGCAGCGUGAGGCUGAGGUCGAAGUUUUCAGGAGAAAGUGGAUCUAUUAUUUCGUCUACUGCGAAAGAGGGUUCGCUGAGAACCAGAUCGGAGGUGAGCACGCGGGGCGAGACGAGAGCUGUGGGGCGAGAGACUGCGCUGACACACAACACCGCGCCAUUGCCAGACCACAUCCUCACCUUUGCACGCGUCGGAGGACCAGCACACUCGCAGCCCAUCAGCUUUGGUGCAUGAGCACGGCGAACUGGCUGCCUUUACCGGCUUCUCAUUCGCACCGCACCACAACGACCACCAGUCAUACUCGCAUCGCAAAGCAUCUCGUGAUCAGGAAGGAGGAAGUACUUCGUCGUCUCGUCUUACGCACCAAGCUACGAUACGAAUCAAAACGAUACCUAUGA